AUGUCUUACCUGCUUGCCGUCAGCAUCAUCAUCAUCGGCACGAGUCACACCGAAAGCUCACCCAGAACGUUGCUGAAUUCAUAUCUUCAAAGGCAGCCCGGUGAAAAAGUGUGCGACACCGACGUGUGCCAACAAGAAGCCAACUUUAUCGUAUCCGCCAUUAACGCCACCGUGGACCCAUGUGAAGAUUUUUACGGUUUCGCCUGUGGCAAAUGGAUAUCAUGUAAUCCUAUUCCUGACGGCAAAGAAAGCAUCAGUUCCCUUGAGAAGAGUGAAGACCGUUUAAUCAGCGACAUCUCAGCAAUACUCAACACAACAACUUGCAAGUAUGAGGACCAGAACGCCACAGACAAAGCUAUUAUUUACUACAAGGCUUGUCUCAAAGGAGCUACCACCACGGAAGAACAGGAAUUUGUGAGAGGAAUACUUGAAGCAAACCAACUCGAAGAUUGGCCAAGAACUCCGGGAGAAGGGAACGCGUCAGAAACAGUUGAGCAACUAUUUGGUAGCCUCGGUUGGGAAAGCCUCGUGUUGAUUGACAUUGUACCCGACAAGAAAAACGUUUCUCGACACGUUUUAAUGAUGGAUCAGCCGAAUAUCGACUUUUUGGAACGAGAUGAACUUAUCUACCAAAGUGAUUCAGAAAUAGUCAAACUAAAUAACAUGUACAAAUCUAUUAUGGUUAAAUUCAUGAUGUACUUUAAACCAAAUAUUACAGAAAAACUCGCAAAACGAUUGUCAAACAACAUGUAUCACUUCAUCGUUAAAAUAGCCAAGCUAACAAAAUCGGAUGAGGAUAUACGCUCGACAAGUAUAGAAAGAUAUAAUAAAAAGAAACUCAAGAAUCUCAAAUGGAGACACCCGAGUAUUAACUGGGUUAAUCUACUCAAUGAAUACCUUUCACCUGUGAAUAUAACGGUCAAUGAAGAGGAGGACAUCAUAUUUCAGGAACCGAAAUACUACACAAAUCUGAUGAAGCUACUUUCAAAAGCAAUCUUCACAUGA
Messenger RNA from Ixodes scapularis (black-legged tick), 1005 nucleotides. Its product is annotated as endothelin-converting enzyme 1-like. Gene Ontology annotation, cellular component: plasma membrane. Gene Ontology annotation, molecular function: metalloendopeptidase activity. Bases 1 to 1005 code for a protein of 334 amino acids. Gene Ontology annotation, biological process: protein processing. The record is from RefSeq and is a predicted model, not a curated record. The transcript is spliced from 9 exons. NCBI's taxonomy places the organism in Eukaryota, Metazoa, Arthropoda, Arachnida, Ixodida, Ixodidae.